Molecule: messenger RNA, 1660 nt
Organism: Sinocyclocheilus anshuiensis
Lineage: Eukaryota; Metazoa; Chordata; Actinopteri; Cypriniformes; Cyprinidae
Product: E3 ubiquitin-protein ligase MARCH4-like
Exons: 4
Coding region: 258-1379 (373 amino acids)
Biological process (GO): protein ubiquitination
Molecular function (GO): ubiquitin-protein transferase activity; zinc ion binding
Source: RefSeq, a predicted model, not a curated record
UGAGCGACAGCGGCAAGGAACCAAAACUCCAUUGGUGACAGAACGGAGAAAAAACCUUCAAGCUAAAUUCCAAAAGUGCAAUAAACUUAAUGCAUGUCGCGACUUUAAUGCAUCACUUAAGUUGCAAUUGUAGAGGGUUGCGGAAUACAAUGGCUUUCACGCAUUCGCUCUUCACAGCCUAAAAACUAUCAGGGAGUCCAUAAACCUGCGCUAACUGAUCCAGGACAGCGUCGAUUUUCCCCGUUCUUGGAUGAAGUAUGCUGAAGAGCCGCUGUUGCGUUCUCUUCAGUGACCUCAAGGUGUUUCUGCUCGGGCCACAGGCUCCUACAAACCCCAUGAGCGGACAAACGGCCAGAAUCAGCCCGUUUUCCUCGGAUAACAACAACACGUUACGAGCCCACCGGCUCCGGCACUGGAGUACCCCGUCCACAGAGGACGCUGAGGCGGCUGCGGACGGAUCCUGGACCGGCGCCGCGGCGGAAGAGUUCCCCAAGGACCGGAGGGAUGACAGAUUAUCCUUCAUCAGCUAUGCAGAAGGAACCCCGGUGUGCAGGAUUUGCUUCCAGGGGCCGGAACAGGCUGAGCUGCUGAGCCCGUGUCGCUGCAGUGGCUCCGUUCGCAGCACUCAUCAACCGUGUCUCAUCAAGUGGAUCAGUGAAAGAGGCUCGUGGACCUGUGAACUCUGUUACUACAAGUAUCAGGUGAUCGCCAUCAGCACCAAGAACCCGCUGCAGUGGCAAGCGAUUUCGCUCACCGUCAUUGAGAAGGUCCAGAUAGCAGCGGCGAUCUUGGGUUCGCUCUUCCUCAUCGCCAGUAUCUCGUGGCUGGUGUGGUCGUCUCUCAGCCCUUCAGCCAAGUGGCAACGGCAAGACCUGCUCUUCCAGAUCUGUUACGGGAUGUACGGCUUCAUGGAUGUCGUCUGUAUCGCUCUAAUUGUCCACGAGGGCCCGUCCGUUUUCCGUAUAUUCCACCGCUGGCAGGCCGUCAAUCAGCAGUGGAAAGUUUUAAACUACGACAAGAAGCGAGACAGCGAGGAGCUGAAGAAUAAUGAGGAAUGGACGCGUUCACUGCUCCACCAGAGGGAUCCAUCAGGAGCGGACGUCUCUCCUUCACCGUCUUCACUCAUGGCUGCUGCUGGGACGCCGGCACUCCACGUGACCGACGGCACGACAAACACAAACACCACAGCUGCAGCGCAGGACUCCUACCAGACUGAUGCGCUCGCUGACGGACCGGCUUUACCGGACCAGCACUGUCCCUAUAACCUCCUGCAUUUACUGAGUCAUCUACGGCCACACGAGCCACGCAGCCCAGCCAGCAACAUCAGCACAAACACCACUAAACCUAGAGAAGUGGUUAUGAGAGUCACCACCGUCUGACUGGAGGCCUUAUGAUGGGACCCUCCAACUCUUUUCAGAACAGAGACUAGAAGCACAGCCUUGGAACUGCUGGAUUAUUUAUGACUUUCACGGAUACUGAUAACAAACAAUAUGGGUUUUUAAUUGCAUAUUCUGAGAUCUAAAGAGCAGGUUGGACAGCUAGUGAAUUUAAAGGGACAGUUCACCCAAAAAUUGACAUUCUGUCAUUCUUUGAUGUUCCGAACAUGUAUGAUGUCAUUUUAUUUCCUGUGGAACACAAAAGGAGAAUUUAUGAAGAAUCU